UGUGCGGCGCAGUGCAUUGUGGGUAAGACGUCAACCCGCCGCCAUAUCUGUCUGAAGGAGAGAGUCUGGAGGAGUCAUGAGAGGAAUCAGGUCUCUGAACAAUCUCCCCAAACGCUGCUAUGCGGCCGCCAGGAGGAGCGAGGCCCUGACCGAACCGCUGUCAGUGCGCAAACCGCCGCCUGCUGCACCUCUCCCCGCCCAAAAUGUCCAAGUGUCCAAACUCCGAAACGGCCUGGUGAUCGCAUCGCUGGAGAAUUACUCCCCCAUUGCCAGUGUCGGUGUUUUUGUGAGAGCCGGUAGUCGCUUUGAGACUGUGGAAAACCAGGGCGUCUCUCACGUACUGCGGCUGGCAGCGAACCUGACCAACAACAGUUCGUCUGGCUUCAAGAUCUGUCGCAGUGUGGAGGCACUGGGGGGCAGCCUGAGCGUGACAUCAUCGAGAGAGACCAUGGUUUACACUGCAGAAUGUUUGAGAGAUCAACUAGAUUUAUUACUGGAGCAACUGGUGAACGUGACAUCAGCUCAGGCGUUUCGGCCGUGGGAAGUGGCCGACCUGACGCCUCGGGUGAAGAUUGACAAAGCUCUGGCUCAGCAGUGUCCUCAGAUCGGUGUAAUUGAGAAGUUGCAUGAAGCAGCGUACAAAAACACCCUGUCCAACUCUCUGUACUGCCCUGACUACAUGGUCGGUCAAAUCUCCACUAGCCAGCUGCAGUCGUUUGUUGAAGACAACUUCACCACUGGCAGAAUGGCUCUUGUAGGACUAGGUGUAACGCACUCGGUCCUGAGGCAAGUGGGGGAGGGGCUCCUGAGUGCCCGCAGUGGGGCUGGAGCUCCUGUGGCUCAGGCUGUGUACCGUGGAGGUGAGCUGCGGGUGCAGAACAACGACGACUUGGUCCACGCCCUGAUUGCCAGCGAGGGUGGUGUGUCAGGUAGUGCGGAAGCUAAUGCCUUCAGCGUGCUGCAAAGGAUCCUGGGAGCUGGUCCACACGUAAAGAGAGGCGCCAACAUCACCAGCAAACUGAGCCAGGGUAUCGCUAAAGCUACCACACAGCCUUUCGAUGCCACAGCUUUCAACGCCUCAUAUUCUGACUCCGGCCUGUUUGGCGUCUAUACCAUCGCGCAAGCCGGCUCUGCAGGAGAGGUGAUCAAAGCCGCCAUGGCUCAAGUGCAAGGAGUGGCCGAGGGAAACGUAUCAGAGGCUGACGUCACCAGAGCAAAGAACCAGGUGAAAACCGAGUACCUGAUGUCGAUAGAGAGCUCUGAGAGCCUGCUGGAGGAGAUCGGCGCUCAGGCUCUGGCCACUGCAGCGUACCAGCGCCCUGACUCUGUUAUCCACGCUGUAGAUGCCGUCACUCAUGAUGAUGUGGUCAAGGCUGCAAAGAAAUUUGUAGACUCCAAGAAGACGAUGGCAGCUAGUGGACACCUCAUCAAUACGCCGUUUGUGGAUGAAGUAUGAAAGAUAAAUUAAGGAAAGGGUGAUUUUUAACUUGGGCAUGCUGCUGUGUAUGGCUGCUUAGAAAAAAUAAGAAAGGAAAGAGGACCUCAAAGCCACAGCCUCAUUUGAUGUCACCAAUCAUUUGUAGUCUGUCCUGCCAUACUUGUACGCACCAACAGGGAGCUGGAAAACCAUAAUGCAAUUUUUUGUCCAUUUAACUGUAUAUCUAUGUAAAUUAAAGAAAUGACAAUAAUAACAGAA
Molecule: messenger RNA, 1696 nt
Organism: Labrus bergylta (ballan wrasse)
Lineage: Eukaryota; Metazoa; Chordata; Actinopteri; Labriformes; Labridae
Gene: uqcrc2a
Product: ubiquinol-cytochrome c reductase core protein 2a
Cellular component (GO): mitochondrion
Molecular function (GO): metal ion binding
Source: RefSeq, a predicted model, not a curated record